AUGGUAGUGAUGUUUAUAGUGGCGCUUAUUUUAUUAUUGCUAUUAGUUGCACUCGUGUGGAAAUUUUUGGAUUUGAAAAACUUUUGCGAAUUGAAGAAGGUCAUCAACGAUACUGUUGCACAUCCCAAUCAGAAACAACAUUUCAUCUCGAAUCUUUUCCAGGUUGAUGAAGCAUCGCAAAGACAUGGUGGUGAGCUGCUUGCGGCCGUUCUCAAGGGUCAUGGUGUACAAGAGAUAUUCACAUUGUGCGGUGGGCAUAUAUCACCGAUUUUGAUUGCAUCCCAAAAGUUGGGCAUUAAAGUGAUUGAUACUCGACAUGAGGUGAAUGCUGUGUUCGCGGCUGAUGCUUGUGCUCGAUUGCGGCAGUCGUUUGGUGUUGUGGCCGUCACGGCCGGACCUGGACUAACAAACACUAUAACCGCUAUCAAAAACGCGCAGAUGGCCGAAUCGGCUGUGUUGUUGUUAGGAGGUGCUGCACCGACGUUGCUAAAGAAUCGUGGAGCACUCCAGGAUAUCGAUCAAAUGGUCCUAUUCAAACCGAUCUGCAAACAUGCAGUUCGUAUCACGCGUGUAUGCGACAUAAUUCCGACGAUACGCAAAGCUAUCUCGAUCGCGCAAAGUGACGUUCCCGGUCCAGUUUUUGUUGAACUACCCAUUGAUAUUCUAUAUCCUUAUCAGUUCGUUGCGAAAGAAGCGAGUAUCGCCAACUCGACAAAGCAGUACAAA
Anisakis simplex (herring worm) is the source of this 726-nucleotide messenger RNA. NCBI's taxonomy places the organism in Eukaryota, Metazoa, Nematoda, Chromadorea, Rhabditida, Anisakidae. The record is from the annotation of a GenBank genome assembly.